This is a messenger RNA of Cylas formicarius (sweet potato weevil), 1313 nucleotides long. RefSeq names its product vacuolar protein-sorting-associated protein 36 (gene Vps36). Gene Ontology annotation, cellular component: ESCRT II complex; late endosome membrane. The record is from RefSeq and is a predicted model, not a curated record. The coding region runs from base 133 to 1308 and encodes 391 amino acids. The transcript is spliced from 4 exons. NCBI's taxonomy places the organism in Eukaryota, Metazoa, Arthropoda, Insecta, Coleoptera, Brentidae. Gene Ontology annotation, molecular function: phosphatidylinositol-3-phosphate binding; ubiquitin binding. Gene Ontology annotation, biological process: protein transport to vacuole involved in ubiquitin-dependent protein catabolic process via the multivesicular body sorting pathway.
AAGAAAGGUCCAAUGCCAUUCACAGAAUCCUUCUUAUGUAGUUAUUUUCCAUAAGUUCUGAUGAUUGAAUGGCCAAAAGAAGUAAAUAAAAAAAUUAAACCUAACCCCUUAAAUUUGACAUUUGCAUAAAAUAUGAAUCGUAUCAAAUAUGCCACCCCGCUACUCUUAGAUCAGGAAUCGACUUUAAUUUGUGAAACCAACGUUCGGUUAUAUGAUGGAGAUAUAAAGACAAGUUUUGAAGGGGGAGAACUUAUUAUAACAACACAUAGAAUUUUAUGGGGUCGUCCUGGUAUCAUUGCAAAGGGACAAACAUGCCUGGCAUUAAAAUUGGAGUUGGUGGUUUAUGUGGAAGAGGCAUCCCCAAGCACUUUCAGUUUUUCACGUUCUCGUAAAGUAGUUUUGCAUUUAUCAGAAGAUUCAGAUAGUACUUCUGAUGGACCACAGAGUCAUAGUAUAUAUAAUUUCAUUAAAUUAUCGUUUCGAGAAGGUUUUACUAAUGAUGUUCUUGGUGCACUAAAUGAUUGUCUUACUAAAAGGUAUUGGGAAACUCAUAUCCCUCAAGUAACUGAGAAGAAACAAUUAACCGAGAUUAAGCUUAGAACUGGUAUUAUUGGUAUUGAAAGAAGUUUGCAGGAGAAACAUAAAGCUACAGAUGAAAAUUUGUCCAUUGCUUUUAAGGACUUAAAUAAACUUAUGAGUAUGGCAAAAGAUAUGGUUAGGUUAUCACAUACUAUAUCUGUCAAGAUUAAGGAGAAACAAGGAGAGAUCACUGAAGACGAGACAAUCAGGUUUAAGUCUUAUUUAUUAAGUCUUGGGAUCGAUGAUCCAGUCACACGAGAUUCAUACAAAACAAAUAAUCAGUAUUAUAAAAGUUUAGCUAAGGAGAUGUCUGAUUUUUUGACAAAGUAUGUAGAGGAAAUGGGUGGAAUCAUGACCUUAACUGAUGCAUAUUGUCGACUCAAUCGCGCAAGAGGUUUAGAGCUUUUAUCUCCCGAGGAUGUAUUAAAUGCAUCUAAAUUAAUGGAGACAUUAAAUUUGCCUCUAAAGUUGUAUCAGUUUAGUUCUGGUGUAAUGGUAUUGCAGUUGAGCAGCAUGGAUGAUGAAAGUGUGGCUGAAAUAACUUCGGUUUUGGUUCAAGAAAAUGGUUCACUGACAUCAGAAGAGUUGUCUCAGAAAUUGGGAAUAUCUGUUACUUUGGCCAAAGAAAGGCUAUUAAAUGCGGAGAAAUGUGGAAAAUGUUGUAGAGAUGAUGCAAUUGAGGGAUUGAGGUUUUAUCCCAAUCUGUUUUUAACAAAAGAGGAAUAUUAGAUUUU